CACUUUUAGUGAUGGAGCUUCCUAAUAAAAUAUUGUUACUACUACUAAUUUGAAACAGAAACUCGUGGUCGAUAAAUAGCUAGGCAUGUUCUAAUGAGACAGCUGCAGCGAUAUCUCAUAACCAUGGCCAGCACUUAAACUAAGGUGGCUCAGUUGAAAAUGGUGUCUUUUCAAGCGCCAAAACCUCUCGAUCACCUCCUUGUUGAACCUAAUAUACUGUCGAGUUGUUAUUAAUAUAAGUCGUCGCAGUACCCCAAACUUGGGUAGCGUGUCUCCAUAGCCAUCUCAACUCUUACAACUAUCCUUAUAGCCAAACAAGGCCACAACAACAUCAGACUGCCCGUUCGUUCUGUGCUGUUCUAGUCGGCUUCCGGCCUUUCACCCCCUUCCGCCCAUCCAAAUAAUACUUCCGGUGCGAGGCCGGGAAUGCACCGUUAUCGGCUUUUUAAAGACAUUUAUAUGCACUACGAAACACACGCUUCCUGUUACUAAAAAGUCGGGGACUGCGGCUGAUACGACUGCCGUACUCGCAGUAGACUGAAACACCGAAAUGCUAAAAAAGGAAUUAUUACCGCGAUAACGAAAUUUCAGUCCGUCUCCGCUAUAAAUUUGCAUUCGAAGUACUGAAGUUUAACGAAAGGACUUCGUUUUGAUCUGUGUAGGAAAGUGAUGGGCUAUCAACUAGCAGAAGCUGACAGAGACAAGACUGAUCCCAAACACUUAUGCACCAAGUGCAACAGUGUGUUAAAGGAACCAGUUCAGACAACGUGUGGGCAUCGCUAUUGCAAAGAGUGUAUCAACUCUAUUCUAAGUCAGAAACCAUCAGAGAGUGAAUGCGUUGCUGAUGGAACCAUCCUCACGAAAGAAGAAGUUUUCCCGGAUAAAUUUGUUGAACGUGAGAUCCUUUUACUGGAACUUCAUUGUUCUCGUCUUGAUAAAGGCUGCCAAUGGAAAGGAAAGUUAAAGCAUCGUCAGGACCACGAGAAUGUCUGUGAAUUUGGAGAAAUCCAUUGCGUUCAUCCCAAAUGUGGAAUUUUGGUGCAAAGAUCCGAGCUGGCUAAUCAUCUUGAAAACAGCUGCAGCUACAGGGAAGAGUUGUGCACUUACUGUGAAAAAAGGAUCGUGUUCGUUGAUAUGACGGCUCAUCACCAGACUGAUUGCCCUCAAUUUCCAGAGCGCUGUCCGGAAUGUGGGAAACAAGAUAUUCCCCGGAGUCAGAUAUCUACUCACUUGGAUCCAGCUGUAGGUGAUUGUGAAGAAAUCAAAACAUUGUGUCCAUUUAAGACAGUUGGAUGUAAAGAAACUAAGGCGAUGGCUCUAGAUGAAAGAGUGAAUCACCUUAAGGAGUGCACGCCAGAACACUUGACUUGUAUACUGCAACACGUAAAAGAGCUAUCCUUGCUCGUUAACAACACCUUGCAUCUUACGUCACUAAACAAAACUAAUGGCUCAGUUAAUCCAAUAGAAAAGCAACUCGAGCAGUCGAUGAAGCAAAUUGGAGCGGUUUUGGUGGAAANAUUUCCCUGUUUUAUAUUUAAACGCUCCCUGUGCAAAACACUUGUCUAUUUUCAGCCGAAAGUGAUGGGCUAUCAACUAGCAGAAGCUGACAGAGACAAGACUGAUCCCAAACACUUAUGCACCAAGUGCAACAGUGUGUUAAAGGAACCAGUUCAGACAACGUGUGGGCAUCGCUAUUGCAAAGAGUGUAUCAACUCUAUUCUAAGGCCCUGUUUUGUCACGUGCUCAGAAAUGGCGUAUGCCAAAGUGUUUAAAAGUGCCAUCAACCGGACAUUUGCCUCUGUUGGCAGUGUCUCCUUUGGGAGAGCGUGA
Molecule: messenger RNA, 1830 nt
Organism: Orbicella faveolata
Lineage: Eukaryota; Metazoa; Cnidaria; Anthozoa; Scleractinia; Merulinidae
Product: TNF receptor-associated factor 2-like
Biological process (GO): regulation of apoptotic process; signal transduction; regulation of canonical NF-kappaB signal transduction
Cellular component (GO): plasma membrane signaling receptor complex; cytoplasmic side of plasma membrane
Molecular function (GO): tumor necrosis factor receptor binding; zinc ion binding
Source: RefSeq, a predicted model, not a curated record